CGGGUAGAAAAUCAAAACCAUGCCCAUACCCAUUCGGGUUUCGGGUAUCCACGGUUAUCCAUGGAUAUUAAUUUCUCUUCAUAACUCCAACCAAUAUGUUAACAUUCACACGUAUUCUUAUAUUAAGUAAGAGAAAAAGUACGACAAGAAUUCACUAGACUGAAGAAAAUUAACUAAAACAACACAAUUUCAUGAAAAUGUUAUAUUUAUAUGCUAAAUAUAAAAUAUGUUAGAGAAAAAUAAUGAUUAUUUCUAGACAAAAUACAUAUGCAUGUGUAUAAUCGGGCGGGUUCGGGUCGGAUAGUGAGAAAUCCAUGCCCACCCAUUACCCGCAAUAUUCGGGUUCGGGUUUUACCCGUACCCACUAAAUGUCCUUCGGGUUCGGGUUUUACCCUACCCGACUAGGCCGGAUUCGGGCGGAUAUCCACGGUUACGGAUAUUUUUGCCAUCCCUGGUUCCCCCAAUCUCUCAUUCCAACCAGACUCAAGGUUGCUCUCAAAAUCUGAAAUCGCCCUAAAACACAAAAAAUCCCUGACCCUUCGUUACCGCCAUCGCCACCUCAACCACCGUCGGCUUCGCUCUCCAAGGUCGGUCGGAGAAGUUUUGAUUGUGUUGCGCGCCAUCAUCAUGUCGAAUUUUGGAGGGCUGGAGAACACUGCUAAUCCAGAGUGGGACGGGAGGACAAGGGAGGAAGAAAUCGCUUGGAGGAAGGAGAUGCUGGCAAAGGGAGAUUUAGCUUGGUUAAAAGAGAUGCUGGCUAAAUUGGUCAAGUGGCAGGCGCAAGAGAAGAAAGAGCUGGAAGAGGCACCCCUAGGAUUAUGGGAUCCCAGAGAUGAUCUUGAGCAUAAUUAAGAAGAUAAACUAUAAUCUAAUGAACAAGAUAUGAUCAUAAACAGAGUAGAUAGAUACACA
Molecule: messenger RNA, 912 nt
Organism: Linum tenue
Lineage: Eukaryota; Viridiplantae; Streptophyta; Magnoliopsida; Malpighiales; Linaceae
Source: the annotation of a GenBank genome assembly